Molecule: messenger RNA, 546 nt
Organism: Metschnikowia bicuspidata var. bicuspidata NRRL YB-4993
Lineage: Eukaryota; Fungi; Ascomycota; Pichiomycetes; Serinales; Metschnikowiaceae
Exons: 1
Coding region: 1-546 (181 amino acids)
Source: RefSeq, a predicted model, not a curated record
AUGUACACUUUGCCUCCGUCGUCGCUGUUGCACUGCCUCUCGCCUGCUCAGAAAGUCGAGGUCUUGGACCAUCUUUUCGAGCCUUGCUCGACGCUAGCAGGCCUCCUCACAGACACUGUGAUGACGAAGCCGCACGCCAACUAUGGAGAUUUCGUCGAGAGCGCCCGGCGCUUUCUCGCCGAAUAUUUGCGUCGCCAAGAACAGCGCCCGCCCAUUUCGCCCGCCGUUUCCAAAAUCAUUUCGGCGCACCCUCGCCUCGGGCCUUCCAAAGAUAAGCUUUCUUCUCACUCUGCCUCGGAACAGAGUUCGCUAGUAGGCAGCGCAGAGGAGGCCCAGAAACUCGCGCAGCUCAACACGCUCUACGAAAAGCGCUUUCCGGGGCUCCGCUACGUGGUGUUUGUCAACGGCCGGUCUCGCGAAGAAAUCAUGCUCGACAUGGAGUCUCGGAUUGCACAGGGCGACAUUCUGCUGGAGCGGAGGCAGGCCUUUGAUGCCAUGUGCGAUAUCGCGCUCGACCGGGCCUCCAAAUUGGGUGCGAAGUUGUGA